UUACAAUAUUAUUAUGAAUAUCAUCACUUAAAAACUCCACCAAAUGAAAGACAAUGUCAAAGCUAUAAUCCACAGCUUCAUACAAAUUAGUUGCUUCAUCGAUCAAUCCCAAGCAAGAAUGAGAUUGCGGAUUAAACGCAGAGUCAUGCAGGUCCUGAUGAUCAGUCUUGUGUUUAUGUUAACCUUAAGAGGAGUUGUGACAGAUCCUCAGACCAAGCUGCUAAACCAAGAAUGCAGCCAGUUCAAAACUCCCGACACUCUGUCGAAUUUCAACAGCAAUUUUAACAAAACAUUUGGCGACAUCAGGAGCCAGCUGCGGUCUAGUGACGUGCACUUUGCUACGUCGUUUAGUUUAGAUGUGUUUGGGAUGGCGCAGUGCAGGAACUAUCUGUCUACUGCAGACUGUGUGGCUUGUGUCGAUGCUGGUGUGAGUCAGAUGGCGCGGAGCUGCCCUGCCUAUGAUGGUGCUCAUGUCGUUUUUGAAGGCUGCUUCCUCAGGUAUGAGGCGCACAACUUCUUUAAUGAGCUUACAUUUCAAGACAAUUCCGGGGUGUGUAGCAUUAACCGGAGUGUAUCCCAGGCGGCUGCUUUUAAUCAAGUGGUGGAAGGGCUGCUACCUGAUCUUGUAGCUGCCACACCAAAGAUGAAUAAGGCCUUUGCCGCGACUACAAGGCAAGUGUUUGAUGUUGGGGCAACAGCAACAGUUUAUGCUGUGGCUCAAUGUAUUGAAACUAUCAGCAAGAGUGAUUGCCAGAGUUGCUUGACAAUUGCCUAUAAUAACAUACAGAAUUGCCCUCCAGAAGCGGAUGGUAGUGCCAUCAAUAUGCGGUGUUUUAUGAGAUACUCCAACACCUCCUUUUUUCCUGACAACCAGAUAACUAACAUCGCGCCAUAUCUAAAAGGAGGAGGUUCGAGUAUGAAGACAGGCAUCAUUGGAGCUGUAGUUGGAGGGUUGAGCUGUCUUUUGCUCAUACUUUCGUUCUUUUUAUGGAAGAGAUUAAGAAUGUCUAAAGAGGCUGGAAGAGGUGAUAUAUCAGGCAUAAACGGUCUGCAAGGGCCACAAAUAUACAGCUACAGAGAUCUGAAAGCCGCGACAAAAGAUUUUAGUCUAGAAUACAAAGUAGGAGAAGGAGGUUUCGGAGAUGUAUACAAGGGCAUUAUAAAGAAUGGGGAUAUAGUUGCAGUAAAGAAACUGGCUAUAAUUUCAGCCCGAAUAAAUACUGAAUUCGAGAGUGAAGUUCGGCUUAUAAGUAAUGUUCAUCAUCGAAACAUCAUCCGUCUGCUAGGCUGCAGUGCCAAAGGCCCUGAGAAACUUCUUGUCUACGAAUACAUGGAGAACGGAAGCCUUGAUACGUUCUUAUAUGGGGACAAACGUGGGACUCUCACUUGGAAACAAAGGGCCGACAUUAUUUUGGGCACGGCCAGGGGCCUCACCUAUAUACAUGAACAAUUUCAUGUCUGCAUCAUCCAUCGAGAUAUAAAAUCUAGCAACAUUCUGCUUGAUGAUGAUUUUCAACCGAAAAUUGCUGAUUUCGGGCUGGCAAGACUUCUGCCUAAUGACCAAACUCACCUCAGCACUAGGUUUGCAGGGACCUUGGGAUACAUUGCACCAGAGUAUGCAAUUCAUGGACACUUGUCUGAGAAAGUCGAUACCUAUGCCUACGGAGUUAUGGUGCUUGAAAUCAUAAGCGGCCAGAGAUGCAGUGAUAUGACAAAUGAGCCUGGCAAAGAAUCUCUUCUUCAAUACGCAUGGAAGUUGUACGAGAACGACAUGCAUUCGGAGCUGAUAGACGAGACGUUAGAUCCAAGUGAAUAUGAAGUGGAAAAUGUAAAGAAGAUAAUUGAAAUCGCCUUGAAGUGCACACAGUCACCAGUUUCGAUUAGGCCAACGAUGUCUGAAGUGGUGGUGCUGCUUGUAAAGGAAGGAUCAGUGGAACAAAAGGCGCCAAGCAAACCAAGCUUGGUCCAGUUGGAUCAGAAUGUCAUUGCUGGUGUUUCAGCAUCUACUGAACCAUCAGUCUCCGGUGCCUCGCUUACUUUCACCGACUUUAAAGGUCGUUAGCAGAUUUUAGUGUCAUUGAAAUAUCCGAAAACGCGCUUAAGUUAUCUUAUAAACAAAAAAUGUACGGAUUUUUCAUCUUGAAAGUGAUUUACAGAUCGGUAUCAAAUGCCUCCCUGUUAAAAAGGUGUAUAACUAGAUGUGUCAAUUGUGUUGUAUUUUCAGGAUUUUGUGUAGGGUGAAAUUCAUAUCUAAUUUUUC
Molecule: messenger RNA, 2260 nt
Organism: Daucus carota subsp. sativus
Lineage: Eukaryota; Viridiplantae; Streptophyta; Magnoliopsida; Apiales; Apiaceae
Product: cysteine-rich receptor-like protein kinase 2
Exons: 8
Coding region: 44-2062 (672 amino acids)
Biological process (GO): protein phosphorylation
Molecular function (GO): protein serine/threonine kinase activity; ATP binding
Source: RefSeq, a predicted model, not a curated record